This is a messenger RNA of Linderina pennispora, 222 nucleotides long. RefSeq lists its product as uncharacterized. The record is from RefSeq and is a predicted model, not a curated record. The transcript has a single exon. The annotation marks the transcript as partial. Gene Ontology annotation, biological process: positive regulation of transcription by RNA polymerase II. Gene Ontology annotation, cellular component: nucleus. Lineage: Eukaryota; Fungi; Kickxellomycota; Kickxellomycetes; Kickxellales; Kickxellaceae.
GAGACGCUUUACGCGCACAUCACCAACGACCACGUCGGCCGCAAGUCCACCGGCAACCUGUGCCUCGAGUGCAAGUGGGAGGGCUGCCAUGUCAAGCGCACCAAGCGCGACCACAUCACGUCGCACAUCCGCGUGCACGUGCCGCUCAAGCCCUUCAAGUGCCCGCUGUGCCCAAAGUCCUUCAAGCGUCCGCAGGACCUGAAGAAGCACGAAAAGACACAC